Messenger RNA from Apus apus (common swift), 4850 nucleotides. RefSeq names its product ubiquitin associated and SH3 domain containing B (gene UBASH3B). NCBI's taxonomy places the organism in Eukaryota, Metazoa, Chordata, Aves, Apodiformes, Apodidae. The transcript is spliced from 14 exons. The record is from RefSeq and is a predicted model, not a curated record. Gene Ontology annotation, molecular function: protein binding; protein tyrosine phosphatase activity. Gene Ontology annotation, biological process: peptidyl-tyrosine dephosphorylation; regulation of release of sequestered calcium ion into cytosol; collagen-activated tyrosine kinase receptor signaling pathway. The coding region runs from base 101 to 2053 and encodes 650 amino acids. Gene Ontology annotation, cellular component: cytoplasm.
GGUGGGCGCGCAGCGCGGCGGGCAGGGCUGUGCGCGGAGGAGGGAGGGCCCUGGCCCGGCCGGGCGCUGCGGGGUUGCAUGGCCCUGCGAUGGCUGCGUGAUGGCCCAGCGCGGGCAGCCCGCACCGCACGCCAUGGCUGCCAAAGAGGAGCUGUACAGCAAAGUCAUCCCCCGGCGGAACCGGCAGCACCGCGCGGGGACCAUCAAGCACGGCUCGUCGCUAGAGAUCCUGCUGUCAAUGGGCUUCCCCAAAGCCCGGGCACAAAAAGCCCUGGCAUCAACAGGUGGAAGAAGUGUCCAAGCAGCAUGCGACUGGCUGUUCUCCCACGUGGGUGACCCAUUCCUGGAUGACACCCUGCCCCGCGAGUACGUCCUCUACCUGCGCCCCACCGGCCCCCUGGCUCAGAAGCUGUCUGAGUUCUGGCAGCAGUCAAAGCAGAUCUGUGGGAAGAACAAAGCUCACAACAUUUUCCCACAUAUCACCCUCUGCCAGUUCUUUAUGUGUGAGGACAGCAAGGUCGAUGCUCUCACUGAAGCUCUGCAGGCCACCGUGAUGCGGUGGAAGUGCAAAUUCCCUGCCCCUCUGCCUCUGGAGCUCUACACGUCCUCAAACUUCAUUGGGCUCUUUGUCAAGGAAGAAAGUGCUGAGGUGCUCAAGAAGUUUGCUGCAGACUUCGCUGCAGAGGCUGCUUCUAAAGCAGAUGUUCACGUGGAGCCCCACAAGAAGCAGCUCCACGUGACCCUGGCCUAUCACUUCCAGACCAGCCACCUGCCCACGCUGGAGAAGUUAGCUCAGAACAUCGAUGUCAAGCUGGGCUGCGACUGGCUGGCCGCGAUAUUCUCUCGAGACAUACGCUUCGUUAACCACGAGACUCUGCAAGUGAUCUAUCCUUACACCCCCCAGAAUGAUGAUGAACUGGAGCUGGUCCCAGGGGAUUUUAUUUUCAUGUCCCCAGUGGAACAAACCAGUACAAGUGAGGGCUGGAUUUAUGGCAUUUCCCUUGCAACUGGCUGUUCUGGGCUACUGCCUGAAAAUUACAUCACGAAGGCGGAUGAAUGUGGGACCUGGGUGUUUCAUGGGUCCUACUCAAUUCUGAAUACUACAUCUUCUCCAUCCCUGCAAGCCUUCACUGAUGGAGCUCUGGAAAGAAGACAACAGGAAGACCAAGGACCUGGGGAUGCAGGACCACUCACUAUCAUCUGCCAGAACGUGCAGCCCCUGAGAAUAACCAGCCAGCCAGGGCCUCAGAAACGCUGCCUGUUUGUCUGCAGACAUGGGGAAAGGAUGGAUGUUGUGUUUGGGAAGUACUGGCUGUCACAAUGUUUCGAUGCCAAAGGCAGGUACAUGCGCAGUAACCUGAACAUGCCUCACAGUUUACCUCAAAGAAGUGGUGGUUUCAGGGAUUAUGAAAAAGAUGCCCCCAUCACCGUGCUGGGCUGUACACAAGCAAGGCUUGUUGGUGAAGCCUUGCUAGAAACUAAUACCACUGUAGACUACAUCUACAGCUCCCCAUCCCUGCGGUGUGUACAGACAGCACACAAUAUCCUGAAAGGCAUGCAACAAGAGAACAACCUGAAGAUUCGAAUAGAACCAGGCUUGUUUGAGUGGACCAAGUGGGUCUCGGGGAGCACACUACCUGCCUGGAUACCCCCUGUGGAUUUAGCUGCAGCUACUCUAAGUGUUGAUACAACCUACAGACCUCAUAUUCCUGUCAGCAAGUUAGUGGUUUCUGAAUCUUAUGACACAUACAUAAGUAGAAGCUACCAAGUGACAAAAGAAAUCAUCAGUGAAUGUAAAGGCAAAGGUAAUAACAUCCUGAUCGUGGCACACGCAUCGUCCCUGGAGGCCUGUACCUGCCAGCUCCAAGGGCUCUCACCACAGAACUCCAAGGACUUUGUACAGAUGGUCCGAAAGAUUCCAUACUUGGGGUUUUGUUCCUGUGAAGAACUGGGAGAUACAGGUGUUUGGCAGCUUACAGACCCCCCCAUCCUCCCUCUCACACACGGACCAACUGGAGGCUUUAACUGGAGAGAAACCUUACUACAAGAAUAGGCAAAGCUCCACGAGCAAGGAAAACCCACGGCCUUUCUAAGCAUUGGAGAAUGUCUCUUCUUCCUUGUGUUUAUUGACAGUGGGAAAAUACUCAUAUUAUGUUCAGUGGAUCACACAAGCAGCUGUUCUAGCAUCUCUCUCACAGCCACAGUCAUGCAAAAAUUCUCAUCUACAAGUAGACAAAUACAAAAGGGAGUGAUCUGAGGGGGGGGGAAUUAGAAUUCAGAUUGCAGCUCUGGCACAGCACUAAAGUCUCUCUUUAGUCAGUAGCUGGGGUGGAUUUCCUCAGUUGAAUGGAGCUCUGAUAACAGUAACUUUCACUGCCUUCUGCACCACAGUAGAAAUAAUUAGCACUGUGUAAGAGUCAAGCUUUCAGGAUACUGGGGUUUAGGUUUUUUCUCCACUAUUUUUGCAAAGCAUUGGCAGGCUUGUUCAGGACCACAUGUUUAACACCCGGUUCAGACACAAAUGCCACAUUCUCAGCACCUUCCAUCAAGUGUUUCACCACCAACUGGAAAUUCAAGUCCAGCACUGCCCCUGCAGGCAGCCUCAGAGGAUUCCUCUGCUCUGUUUCAGCACUGUUAGGGCUUGUGCUGGACAUACCAGGGGUGCAGAGGCUGAUCCACAGCAGAAGAAAGUGCUGGAUUUCACCUGAAGUUUGCACAUCAAAAGCAAGCACCGUUGAUGAGCAAAGACUGGAAGAAGUUGCUUUUAAGUGGAGGUGAAAUCAGCCUGUUCCCCCCAAACCUGAAGGAUUGAGAAGGUUGGAGGGUGGUUUCCCUUUUAUUGAAAUCCACCCUUGUGCACAGCCCCAGCCUAAAAUGUUUGUGGCUUUUAAAAUCCCUUCAGAAGAGCCUGAAAUAAGAGGUUUUAAUACAGAAAAAGUUGUGCUGGUCAUUUCCCCAGGGGUGGCUUUCUGUCCCUUGUGAGCUUUUCUGGCAGCCCUGGUGAGGUUCUGCAAGUAAGCAGCUUUCUUCAGGAAGUCAUGAUGAAAUCAAAAAGCCACUGACAUUCAGCACACUUUGCUUCCUUUAAUUCCCAAGUGCCAUCUGUCAUAAAGACAAAGAAGAGCUGGGGAAAGAAAAAAACCAUUACAUUUAGGAGCAACAUGCUGUGGGGCCUAUGAAGAUGCUCUUUAUCUGGUGGGGGGAAGGGUUCUGUUUUGAGGAGAUGGGCUUCCAUCUGGAGCUAAAAAUCUUUGAAAUCACAAGAAGGGUCCUCUUAGUGCAACAGCCUGCAAGAUCCCCACACCAGCUGCUUCCCAGAAUGCAAAAUACAGCUACUGUGGGUAGUUUAUUGCAUAAACUGGCUUCAGAGCAGGUGUCUUGUAGAUUAGUAUUAUCUUAAGUCAUCAGCCUUGGGUGAAGGUUCCUGCAGAUGUUUUGUACAGGUCUUACCCAUCUAGGUUCAUUUUAAGAAGGUACUUAAAAAUGUGCUUAAACAGGAUGGGAGAGAUUUGGGCAUACUCCUUUCUUGGUAUGGGCCUUAAGUUGGAUUAUUGCCAUGAAUACCAUCAAAGGCAAGUUGGGAAGCACCAGGAAAUCAAUUCUGGCAUCCAAGGUACCCUUCUCUGACCAGCUUCCCCUCUGCAGAAAGUGUUGGUGUCCUCUUUUGAAGCAUUUGUAUGGCAGGAAAGUUGAGGCUGGCCAACUUCUGAGAAAGGCUUCUUAUUCAAAGCAAGAGCAAAGCCUGAUUCUGUAUUGUUUGAACCUUGGGCAGGACUGCUCUCACCUUCAGCAGGCUGGGACCCUGCUGUAUUUGCAGCAGUCGAGCAAUCAAGGAGUGAUAAAUUGCAAUCCCUUCUGCCUAAGCCAGGCAAAAUGCUCAGCAAGUACAAAGUAACAAAGCAGAAGGGGUUUUGGCUCAGCUUUGGCUUAUUGCACUUGCCAGAGUGCACCAGAUUCCCUAGAGACUGGGAGGUAGCAGAGAACUCAUCCUGUGCAAUAUGGACAUUGUCACCACCCAUAACAAUAGCCCAUUGUUUGUACAUUUAUGACUAGGUAGGACCAGUAGAUCAUUCAUAAGUGCAUUAUUAUAGCAGGGAUGUAAACUGAAGAGUCAGGGAGAUAACUUAUAAGACAGAAGAAACUGCUCCCAUGCAGUUAAACUGCUGUCACUUUAGUUCUUAACUGUAAUUUAAACUAUUUUGGGCUGUGUACAGACACUCUGAAGAGCAUUUUUUGGCUUGUUUGCCUUCCUGUUUCCUCACUGCAAGUUGCAAAGGGUUUAAAACUGAGUAGAUGACAAUCACACCAAGGCUAGUUGGGUUACUGAUGCCUGGGUAAUUCCCUGGACUGCUUUUUGUUUCACACCGUGGGCCAGGCAAGAUGUGAUUUGGAGGCAACAAAUGUUGCCUGUGCAAAAAACAGAGGAGGCUGCUCAGGUCCUGCUGCAGUUGAGCAACAUAACAGGGAGUUUAUCUAGAAGCAUGAAACAGAGAGGGAGCAAAACCUGAAUGCACAGCUUCAAGGUUGUACUAGCUGAUAUUUGCCUAAAGUAAUAUGGAAGAGAGUGUUCUGUUGGAGAAGGUAGAUGUUAAAAUAAUCUCCUUUAAAAAAAAAGUAUAUUUUUGGACAUUUAGAAAAUAUUUUGACAAUGUAGUCUUAUCUCUAAUUAGAUUUUUUUUUCAGGUGUCAAGAAUCUCAAAGAAAAAACCUAUUCUAGCAUUAUUUCUCAGAGUGGUUUGUGUCAAAUCCCCUCAUGUUGGUAAGGGUCACUGGGGGAAAAAAAUGUUCCUUUUACAUUCUUAAUUGAGACAUUAAGACUUCAAAACAAUUGCUGCUUCAUUUUCACUCCA